This is a messenger RNA of [Torrubiella] hemipterigena, 481 nucleotides long. The record is from the annotation of a GenBank genome assembly. Lineage: Eukaryota; Fungi; Ascomycota; Sordariomycetes; Hypocreales; Clavicipitaceae.
AUGCUUCUCUGGAUUAUUCAAAUGCCUAUACAAGUCAACCAGGACGGUUUGGUGCUCGUCCAUAUCCUGGUUCAUAUGAAGCAGAGCACGCUACCUUUUAUCCACAGACACGUCAUUCUAGUCAGUAUACAGGAAAGUACAGCACGCCAAGGUCCAAAUAUCUUCCAAGACAACCACCACCAAUAUCGCUGCAGCAGGAUAUUGGGCAGAGCCCAAGGCCUCUUCUCACACGAGCUGCCUCUGUAAACAACUACGGUACUGCUCCGGCACGUUUGAGAAGAACCGACUUAGCUACGGAUCCCAAUAGCAGGCAGUGGAACUGGAAAAACAGAAGUUCGACAGACCAAAGUACGCGAUCGGCAAGUUUGACAUCUAUUGUAGACAUGUAUAGGCGUCCGUCUGCCUCAUCCAGCCUCUACGACUCUCAAAAUCGAUACCGCGAAAGUUACUUCGAUUAUAAAGAAAACAUAUACAAAACGUG